CGUUUGAACGCGACCCCGUGUCUCUCCGGACAAGCGCACGUGGGUGCGUACACAAAGAGCCCCGCGCGCCGGGCCGCGCGCCGGAGCGGUGCGGGUUGAGAGGGGUUUACGAGGGAUUUAAAAGGAGGGGUGGAAUGUUGGUUUUUUGUGACAUCACAAACGCCGACAUCCAAUCAGAAGGCCGCACGGAGAAAUGAUGUGCCGGGGAGUCUCCUAUAAUGUACUGUACGAGGACUCCCUUGGAAGAAAGACAAGGGCCGAAGGUUGAGGUGGGCUCGCUGCUAUGUGAACUAUGCGGAGCGAAGCUGCUUUCCUGGCGUUUCCUGCAAACUCCUCUUUCCCCUUUUGUUUCACUGCAUCCGUUUACACCGCGGACCGCGGCUGAAAGAAUGCAGGUCGAGCUAGCAAUUGGGUUCCCUUUUGGUAGCAUAGUUUACACGCAAUUACAUUCAUGUUGAUCUUCGCCUUUUAAAAUUAUUUAAUCAUUAAUCAUUUAUUCCUGCUAUUUUGGAUUGAAAUCCCGUGUUUUCUUUCUGACAUGGAGCGUCGCGCCGAAGCUACAGAAGUCCAUUUUCGGGGUGCGUUUCCUUCUGCGUUUUUUUCUGCUCUGGUGGAUCUUACUGGACAUAAAACUCCAUUGUUUUAUUCUUUCUCAUUUUAAUUGCGUUUCCUAACCGGCGGUAUUAUUUCUCGACCUCCGCGGAAUUUGAGAGUAGCGAUGGAUCUGUCUUUUGGAGAGUGGAAGGACGUUUUGGACACCGCCAAUGGUUGAGCCGGUGCUGCUGCAACAAGAAUGGAUUACAGCUGCGAACUGGGAGAAGGAGGGUUCCAAACUGGCCGUCAGGAAAUCGACGGGAUCAGCAUGGGGUACCUGCGGGUGAACGGGCGGAAGAUGUUCGCUCUGGCUCAGGUGUUCAGUGACCUGUUCAGAGACAUCCCUCGCACCACCGUUAUGAAGAGAAUGGAAGUUUUAAACAUCAGAAGCCGGCGGUGUGACAUCCAGGAGCUCCGCACGCUGAAAGCCAUGCAGUCGGUGCCCGUGCGAGCCGUGAAGUGUUCGCUGAUUGCCAAAGAAGACCUGGAGGCUCUGUGCCUCGCCUGCCAAGCCCUGAGCCCCAGCCAGCGGAGGAAGAGGAGGAAAGGCAGGAAAGCAGAGCCGGGGACGCGAGUCCCGCCGGCCACGCUGCGCGCGAACAUCUGCCCGAGCGGCGUCCUCGCUUCUCGCGCACUCACCGCGGAUCCGGCUGCAGCUGCGCGCGGGAGCACGGCGGAGCGAGCGCAGCUGCAGCGGCGCGGACACCGCUCCCAACCCACUCACAGUUUCUCCCACAGCAAGGCGGCCAGGGACAGCCUGCUUCCCGGGACCGGCGGCACUCACCCCAGAAACUAUGAAAAAGUUGUGAAAGGGCCCAGCUUCUUCAGUUUGACCGGGGUAAAUGGGCUCCUUCCCUCGGGCAUCGUGAAUACGUUCCACAGUAGCAGUCUGCACUCCGCCAUUGCUGGGAAUGAAUGUCGCGUAACUGGUCUCCCCUUGUAUCUAAAGAGCAAAAGGCCGUGUUAUAGCAACUCAGACGGGUACGCAAAAAAGCACAAUUCUGCUCCACUGCUGUUACACGAUAAAAACUUGAACUUCGCCCAGGGACACGCCAGAGCGAGCACUGGCCCUGCGAAGCGGGGUCGCUGCACUCAAGGCACCUCGGCGGGCUAUUCCAGCGACUCCGAGUCCAGUUUGGACUUCGAGAAGGAUUCUGACUUCGGGUCCAGCUACCAAUCUGCCUCCACUGAAUCUUCGGACGAGGACGAUCAUGUCGACGGGCGAUCGGUGCUCUCCUCAAGCAGCGAAGAAGGCAGCUCCUCCGACACUGACUCCAGCUCUGCCUGCAGCGGGGACUCGGUGCAGAGCACACGGUACCGCCAGGCCGCCCUGCCCGCUCCUGCCUCCCGCUUACACCUCCCGGGCAGUAGGGACGCCGGUCCGGAGCUCAUCCCGGCCUCGUCCGCCGCUUCCGGUGUCUGUGCAAAGACACCCCCCGCACCUGCACCGCUGCUGGACGUGAAGAUCAAAACAGAGCCGUUUCUCCCCGACCCAGCUCUCCUCUUCCCACAGGACAAAGACCAGGGCUGGCCAGGUUACAACCCCGCUACCUCACCCCAGAGCCCCGGUUUCCGCCGUGCGGCGGCGACAGUGAAGGCAGAGCCGGUCGCCGCAGGGUCGGGCUCGCUUGCAGAGCUCGCUGGCUACUGCGCCAGACGGGGGCCCCUCUCAGUCUGCGCUGACGGGCUCAGGCAAUCUCCACAACAAAAGAGCCCUUUUCUGCGUCCCGAGGGAGGCUCAGGGACAGCUCUUCCACUUCUCAAAAAUGGAAACUCUUUGCACAAAGGGGGCCCAGACAAUGGGCCCCCGUCAGGCCCGAGCGCGCAAGCACAGAGCCGCGCUGGAGACGCUGGCCUCCGGGGAUCCCCCCUGCGCGGCGGCGGCCCAGCCCUCGCUGAGCCCCCGGGCCGGAGCAGCGUGGACACUGAGCGCAUCAGUGUCGCCAGCGAUCCCCAGGGGAGCCGGGAGCCCGGCAGGGAUACGUUUGAGCCCCUGAUUAGGACUUCCAAACUGUGGUGCUACGCCAAAGGGUUUAACUUCGAUGGUAAAAAUGGGGGUUACGCCAGCAGUGUUUCCAGGGUCCCCAAGUCGAAAGGGGGCAGAAGACAGUCGGGGCGCGGUGGGGGCAGAGGCGGCGGCCUGCUGGAGGGCUGCCCCUCUCUGCAACCCAGAGGCCGCCCUCCCUUGUCAAGAAAAGCUUUUAAAGUCAAUGGCUUGGAAAGGAAUUUGAAAGGGAGCCGGCCUCCCAAGCGCAGCGAGGCGGACAGGCAGCAGGAGACUUCAAAAAGAGACAGGAGCGCGCACGGCGACCGGAAGGGAAACGCGGCCAGAGCCGCCGCCGCCUCGUCCUGCCGGCGCAGGGCCGCCGCCGGCUCGGGCCCCGCCGCCCCGGACAGGCCGUUCUCGCUGCUGGGGAGCUUCCCCUGCCCGCCCUCGCUGGUCGUCGGGGAGGACGGAGACCUGUGUCCGGCUUAUUCCCUUUGUUCCAGAAACGGUUCCCCCCACAAAGAGGCGCACCCACCGUGUCGCUACUGGCAGCUGGGGGGCAACACGGUCCCCGUCCCCCCGAGCCACAGGUUCAGGGGCUACAGGCUCGAGAGCGGCGACUGACCCUGCUGCUGGGGGCAAAGUUCACAAUCACCCACGAGUUUCGGUUUUUACUUGGUCUUUUUUUAAAAAGAAAAAAAAUUUGAAUAAAGUACCUAUGUUUCCAGGAAAAGUUGUUGCGAGUCUAGUCGAGAGAGUCUUCUCAUUUGAGCUCGUUUAGUUCUGGGUUUUGUGUCUUGAAGAAAAGUGGUGAAAUCGACACUGUUGGGGCUCCGUGAUCACCAGUUGCGUCGUAUUUAUUGUUAUUAUUUUAAACCACGUGUUUAAUCACGCCUCUGACGUCUUUUUAUAGGGUCCCAGAGGCUGGUUAUUUUUUUAACUCUAUUGUAACGGUGGCUCGGUUGGGUUUAAAUUGAUUUGCAUUUUUUCCCCCAUAAAAUGCUGUUCUCUCAGGUCGCGUUUUUAUCGGUAUUUGUGUUUUAGACGCCACUUGUUGUCUCGCGUUAUUUAUGCCGGCUCUGUUUCAGCUCUGGAAUGUUUUAUUGAUUAACUGGAUUAUUAAAGGCCCGGGAUGCUGAGUCACGCUUCGGGAUAUUUUCGUACAAUCAGGGGAAAAGACCCGCGCGCACCCAACCUGAGCCGAGCCCCCGGCUCAGCGGGCAGCUGGGCUCCGACCACACAGACCAUGCCUCUGGGGGAGGGGUCGCUCCUGCACAAGGUUAGCUCACAGCUUUUGUUUUGUUAAAGUAAAAACAAAGACAAAGGCGGUUUGGCCCACAGCAUCAAGGA
Lepisosteus oculatus (spotted gar) is the source of this 3931-nucleotide messenger RNA. Its product is annotated as SKI/DACH domain-containing protein 1-like. The record is from RefSeq and is a predicted model, not a curated record. NCBI's taxonomy places the organism in Eukaryota, Metazoa, Chordata, Actinopteri, Semionotiformes, Lepisosteidae.